Messenger RNA from Aspergillus sclerotioniger CBS 115572, 1953 nucleotides. RefSeq lists its product as uncharacterized. The record is from RefSeq and is a predicted model, not a curated record. NCBI's taxonomy places the organism in Eukaryota, Fungi, Ascomycota, Eurotiomycetes, Eurotiales, Aspergillaceae. Gene Ontology annotation, molecular function: nitrogenase activity. The coding region runs from base 116 to 1783 and encodes 555 amino acids. The transcript has 2 exons.
CUGAGAAGCUUUGUCCUACCUCGUCCCUAGGUCGAGAGAAACCCCAUCCUAGGAGAGCAGACGAGCUGAAAGGAUCCAUCGAACUACAACACAUCCCAUAGAAGUAGCCGCAGCCAUGUUGGCCUCCCUUUACGCCGCCUUCUGCCUGGGCUCUCUGCUAUUCUCCCCAGCGCGGGCCCUCUUGGAGGUCUUCGAGGUUUAUCAACCGGUCUCUAUAACCCAUGGCAGCGCUGGGUGUAAUACAGAGGUUCUAUUGAUGGACCAUGUGUUCGGCUAUAGCUACGGGGAACCAUAUGUCGGGAUCUACGAGCCACCAAACUGUACAUUUGACACUGUUCGCAUCAACUUCACUGUCACCUCCAAAGGCACGCAGUAUGACCGUUUGGCUCUCAUGUACCUUGGGGACACAGAGGUGUUCCGUACAUCAACAGCGGAGCCAUCAACCAAUGGAAUCAUCUGGACUUAUAUCAAAGACAUGUCACAGUUCAACGUGUUGUGGAAAGAGAAGCAAAAAUUGAUCUUCGACCUUGGAAAUAUCAUCACUGACGUCUAUACCGGGUCCUAUAAUGCCACGCUGACGGCAUAUUUCUCGUAUGAGGGCAAUGUCAAGACUCCUGAUGUCAUUCUUCCUAUUUCUGCACGCAAAUCAGGGCAGAAUGCAUCAAGCGAUUUUGAGCUUCCAACAGAUAAUGCUACCGUGCUAUAUCAGUUUCCCCCGACAACCUCCCGUGCCGUUGUCUCUAUUUCCGCAUGUGGGCAGUCAACGGAAGAGUUCUGGUGGUCCAAUGUCCUCUCCGCUGAUGAGUACUCCUUUGAUAACACUAUUGGUGAGCUCUAUGGAUUCUCUCCUUUCCGUGAAAUCCAGCUCUAUAUCGAUGGCAUCCUUGCCGGAGUAGACUGGCCGUUUCCCAUCAUUUUCACCGGCGGUGUCGCACCCGGCUUCUGGCGGCCCAUUGUGGGGAUUGACGCCUUUGACCUACGGCAGCCUGAGAUAGAUAUCUCUCCCUUCCUCCCUUUGCUUACGGAUAACCGCUCUCACUCGUUCGAAAUCAGGGUCACAGGAUUGAAUGUUUCAGAUGAUGGAACAGUUACUUUUUCUAACACUGUUGGCUCCUACUGGGUGGUCACCGGCACCAUAUUCCUGUACCUAGAUGAUUCUGUGUCGCAAUCAGUUACAAACUCGACGAACGGCCAAGCACCCGAGGUAAUUGCACCAGCGCCAACUUUUGAGGUCACCCGGAAUCUGGCCCAGAGUCGAAACGGGACGAACGAAACUCUAUCUUACUCAGUCUUGGCCGAGAGAACACUUACCGUGCAGUCUUCUGAGUACUCAUGGAGUCAGAAUCUGUCGUACUCCAACUAUGGUUCCUUGAACCAGCAAGGACUGAGCCAGAAGAACAACCAACAAACCUUCGGCCAAAACUCGAUUUCACAGCUUACGGGGACCAAGACCACCGAUGAGAUUACGUUCGAAUAUCCCUUAAUUUGUAACACGACAUACGGACUGGAGGACGGGCUUUCCAUUAGCGCUUUAAUACGCAGAGGUCUGGACAUCGAAUCGACAGGUGGUCUCGGGGUUUCAACUUAUACCUUCACCUCUGGGGCUUUGAAUCUGCACACUGAGCAAUGGGGUACGGCAUAUUAUUAUGAGUCAUCGGAUGAUGAGGGCUCGGUCUCGACCGGUGAAACAACCGAUGUCUUCCAAAGCAAUGCUGGUGGAGUCCCAUACUAUCGCAGCGUCCGUGCGGUGAAUGGCACCGUUGUAUCCGACACAGACAGCUAGGUACGUACCUGGCACUUGCAAUACUCGGUCAGGUAUGCAGAGGUUGGAAGAUUUGAUCGGACUCGGAGGCGCCAAGUCUCAGGUACUAGUGGGAUUGGAAAUGGGAUUGUAAAUACAGUAACAGGGCUUAUUAUUUCGUUCUCUCAGACCUGCGUAGGCGAGAAUUCUUA